AUGGCAUCAAAAUCUGCUAGUGGUGCUGCGAAACGCAAAAUAAAAAAACAAAAAGAAGAAUCUGUUAAGCGAAUGCCGAAAAUUGAUACGUAUUUUAAACAAAACCACGAAGAAACAGAAAAAGAGCAAUAUAUUGAUGUCUUAGGUACUUUAUUAAAUACAAUUAAUACUUCUAAUAAUUCAGUCUUAGAGCCAACUGAAAUAUCUAUUCAUUUUAAAGAACCACUCAACCACCAAGAAAAACGUUUUAUUAUUUCACAAGGCCCUUGUCAGCCUAAGGGUCCAUUUCCAACUGAUAGUGAUAAUUCUAGAUCAUUUUCAGAAAAAUUUUACUAUUUUACAAAUCAGGCUAAUAUUACCUUAAAACGUACAUGGCUAUGUUACUCAUUAACUUUAAAUAAAAUAUAUUGUCAAUGCUGUUGGUUGUUUUCUACUCAAGAUAGAAUUAGUUCAUCUUGGGUUACGGGAAAUAAUGAUUGGAGACAUCUUACUCAAAAUAUUAAACGCCAUGAUAAUUCAAAUGAUCAUAUUCAAUGUUGUAUUAUAUUUGAACAAUGGCGCUUAAAUAAAACAAUUUCCGAAGAAAUGGAAUUAUCUAUUCAAAAUGAAUGUAACUUUUGGAGACAAGUAUUAGAUCGGAUUAUCAAUGUCACUUUAACAUUAGCUACAUCCAACUUGUCUUUUAGAGGUCAUCGAGAAACAGAAUUUAGUAAAAAUAAAGACUCUGAUGGUAAUCCUAAGACAUUGCAAAUAAAUGAAUCAUUUAUUGGCUUUGUCGAAAUUUUAGAUCAAUCAGGUGCUGGUUUAGAAGAAUCUAUUAUUAAUUGUAUAACAAAAAAUAAUUUAAAUUUGUCAAAACUUCGUGGUCAAGGGUAUGAUGGGGCUGCCAACAUGAGUGGUGUAUAUUCAGGUGUCUAG
Messenger RNA from Aphis gossypii (cotton aphid), 918 nucleotides. RefSeq lists its product as uncharacterized. The record is from RefSeq and is a predicted model, not a curated record. Lineage: Eukaryota; Metazoa; Arthropoda; Insecta; Hemiptera; Aphididae. The coding region runs from base 1 to 918 and encodes 305 amino acids. The transcript has 3 exons.